This is a messenger RNA of Caenorhabditis elegans, 1226 nucleotides long. The record is from the annotation of a RefSeq genome assembly. NCBI's taxonomy places the organism in Eukaryota, Metazoa, Nematoda, Chromadorea, Rhabditida, Rhabditidae.
AUGUUCGAAUACUUAUUAGCUUUACUAUUCGUCGUAUUUGUGGCUCUAAAAAUAAUGUUCAGAAUUCCAAAAAAACCAUUCCGGCUAACACAAUUACCGCACAUCGCAUUCAAAAAUAUAAUCAAUAUUAUGGAUAUUAAUGGAGUAAUCAAUCUGGCGAAGAGCUCAAGAAGUGUUCGAUGCAAACUGAAACAAGCAAAUCGUAAAAUUUUCAAAAUAAUAAUAGAAUGCCACGAAGACGUUUUUACCCAUGAAGAUUCAGGUAUCUUGAUUCGAAGAAUAAUAGUUCUAGAAAGUGAAGAAAGUAUUCGAUUUGUGUAUUACUUUAUGAUGAAAGAUGCACGAGAAAAAAAUGUCGGCUGGUUCCUUUCAUAUGACGUCAAUUUUUUGAUCAAUUGUUUUUGCACGUUCUUCAAAAGAAAAAACUAAUUGCCGUGUUUGCCUUAUAAAACUUCACAACAAUUGACAGAUCUUUUGGAUUGCUUGCACAAUUCUUUUUCAAUAAAUCAUGUCGAUUUGGCAAUUGAUCGGGAUCUAUUCUUCGGAGAAUUUCGAUCCGUGUUAAGCCACCCGUUAAUUCGAAAAUGCCAUCAUCUCAAAAUUCUUGGAGAUAAUUCGUACAUUACGACAGAAGAUAUGGAAUUUAUUUUGAAGAAUUUCGAUUUGAAAUAUGAAUUUCUGACUCGCUGUCUGCAAAAAACAAUGAUUGAUUUUAAAUUGUUGGUCAAUCUUCCACGAUUAGAGUUUUGGAAAGACUCAGAUUUAACAUUGGACCAUUUAAAAAUGAUGAAUUGCAAAACGAUUCGAUUUGGUAAAAAUGCAAUCGUACCGAAACAACUGAACGACUACAUUUUUCACUGGUUAGCCGGGAACUUGUCAAAAUUGAGAAGAUUUCAAAUGAAAUGGUGGCUCGAUAGUAUUUGGAUGGAUGAUAUAUUUGAUGGAUUACUGCAUUCUGCAUGGAAUCCGAAACGACGGGCUAGAAUCUUCUGCGAUGAUCUAGAAGAAGUGGAUUGUUCAAAAGGACGAGAUAUCGAAAGAAGUGAUGGUCUACUUGCAACUAUUUUAAUUGAACCUAAAGUAAUGUACUUUCUCGUUUGGCAUGAGAGAUUUCCGAGGAACUCUUCGAACACAGACAAUUGAACUCUGUACUUUUGUUUUAUUGAUUUUUUGCAAUGUUCUGAAAUUCAGUGUUUUCCUUUCCUAAUAUUUUUAAACGAUUCGGA